This is a messenger RNA of Anneissia japonica, 1969 nucleotides long. RefSeq lists its product as uncharacterized. The transcript has 3 exons. The record is from RefSeq and is a predicted model, not a curated record. Bases 236 to 571 code for a protein of 111 amino acids. Lineage: Eukaryota; Metazoa; Echinodermata; Crinoidea; Comatulida; Comatulidae.
AUUCACUGACGCUUUUCUCAUAAUAAGAUAUCACAAUAGUGUAUACAAUUGUCUGUCAGAAUAAUAUCCUAAUAAAACCUUAAUCAUGAGAUGACUUCAAGCUGGAGAGUGUCCUUAUCCUAAAUUCUCUUUUCGAGAUUAAUAUGUAAAUGACUCGCCGUAUAUAUAAGGCCUUCUGAUAGUUACAGACGAGACAACAGUUGGAAGAAGAGGUACUAGAUAAAAGUCGACCAUAAUGCGGACAGCGGCACGUGCAACGGUCAUUCUUUUCCUUUUAGUUAACUUUUUUAAUACAGCAAAACCCUAUCGUUGUAUAGAUCUCUGCAGAGCCAAGUACAAACAAAUGAAAUGGAAUAAGCUUUCUAAUUGCGUUCAUAAUUUAUGUGCGUACAAGAAAAGAGGUUUUCAGUCACCAAGUGACCGGUUAAUUACUGAUUCAACGAUGCAGUCAAAUCCUGAUAACAAUUGCAUCUUAGAUACCAUGUGGAACGAUCUUUCUAAAAGUUCUCAAGAAUUUAUACUUAAGGUUUUCGACAGUGAAUUGGAUUUACACAAAUUAUCGAAAGAAUAAUCAGUUCAAGUGAGAAGUCAUGCUUCAUCUAUCCUGAUUGUUCCAAGAUCGUAACACAAACAUUAAGGACAUUUUUGACUAGGUAAUGAAAACUUCCAAAUAUGGCAGCCCGAAAUGAAUAGGUCUGCCAAAAAAAAAGUGUGGUCACCUGAUUGACGUUUCGAACUCGCACCAGAACGCUGUUGUGUAAGAGAAUGCAACGCUCUUAUAGUUGUCAAGAAAGAAACUGUCACGAAGACAACUUCUUAUGAUAAUAAAAACUACACGCUAGCAUAUCAUAUAUUAUCACAUACCUAUCUUGAAUUGAUGCAUGCAAAGAAGUGCUAAUCAAUAUCAAACCAAGGAGGUAUAAAGAACAAUUGUUCUAUAGAGAUACAGUAAUCAUUUCUAAUUAAUGAGCAGCAAUAAAACAAAUUUCAAAUAAUUAUAUUCUGCUUGGCAUGAUUUUACAUGGGCCUAGAUAAUGUUAAUCUAAUUGAUGAACGCAUUACAUGUACAAUAUAGUAUUAGAAUAACAGGAAUACGAAAUGACAAUAUAUUUGACAGGAGCUUUCAAAUAUAAAGAUAAAUUGCCCAGGAUUAGUUAACAAAUUUACCCAAAAUGUAUAUUAAUCAACCAAUGAAAUACGUCCUUUAAUUAUACACGAUUGACGGACUAUUUUUUGGGCCAUGAUGUAUCACACAAACCCGAUUUUAUUUAAGUGUUUAUAAGUAAUUGCAAUUUCAUCAAACGUGACCGCAGGAUGCCCUUCGAAUUUUUAAUGUAGCCUUGGACCAACGGCAAUAUAAUAUGCAAAUGUGAUUGAGUAUAAUCUAGAUAUUCCUUUAAACCUCUUACUUGAUAAAAUGAAUAAAUUCAGGGUUGCCGUAUUCAAAUUUGUAGGCCUACGUACGACCGAAGGAAGAGCAUGGUUAGGAUGCGAUUUAUGAUAAAGCCUAUUUCUUUCAUACUUAUAACGUUACUCCGAAUAUUAGGAAGAUUUAUGUCAUACUCCCCCUUCUCCAUAAAGUGGUUUUUUGGCGUCAUUAGGCCUUUAUAUGCCUAUUUGUUUUGAGCUUAUGUUAAUCAACCCACAUGGCAAAAUAUGAACAUCUACACCCUCAUUGCUGUGAUUAAGAUAUUUUGAGUGCGCAUUCGGAUUGAUCUACUGAUUAUUAUUAUUAUUAUUAUUAUUAUUAUUAUUAUUAUUAUUAUUAUUAUUAUUAUUAUUAUUAUUAUUAUAUACAGAAUAUUUAGGGUUUUUGCAAAGUAUAAUGGUUAUAAUAACAAUAAUUAUUACUCAAUACAACAUUACUAAUAGUAAUAAUAAUUAUUAAUAAUAGCAUUAGUAUUAUUUGUACUUGGUUGUUACUAAUGCUUUGUUGAUAGCAUAAUAAAAACGACUUACCUUUCAAAAA